Molecule: messenger RNA, 4134 nt
Organism: Thelazia callipaeda (thelaziosis nematode)
Lineage: Eukaryota; Metazoa; Nematoda; Chromadorea; Rhabditida; Thelaziidae
Source: the annotation of a GenBank genome assembly
AUGGAUCGUGAAAUGUCGGAUAGCAUUAAAGCAGCGAAAUACGCAGCAUUGCAUCGUAAAUAUGAUCAGUCGUCGUUGUUUCUACGCAACGCACUUUCUCAGGUUGAACGCACUUUGAAUCGUAUUUCAAGUGAUGAUGCAGAAAAGGAAUUAUUGCUUAAACUGAAACUGUCGCUGAAAUUGAAUGUGGAACAGAUGACUGCUAUCGCAGAUACUGUUUCACAAAUUCGACAGAUGGCUGGUGCAGCAACCGUUCCAUCACCUGUUGAUGCACCUCCAAGUGAUCCUGAUGUUUGGCCCGUACCAUCAUUACCGAUGAAGAAAACAUCAGCUGUUUCAAACACAAGACCCACUUUCAGAAAGCAAAUCGCUUCUCGUUUUGAUGCGAAAUCGAAAAAAACGUCAGUAAGCAAAUCUUCUAGUAAUUUAAAUGCCCGUGGUAUACCGAAAAAAACUAACUCAUCGGCGCAUUCAUCUGUGGGUGAACAACUAGAAGCAACAUCCAAAGAUGAAGAUGACAAUGCCUCCAAAGAAAAAGUAGGAAAUGAAAAAGUAUUUGAUGAUAAAGGAUAUGACAAAGAAUUAGUGGAAAUUAUUGAACGAGAUAUUAUGCAAAAACGACCUGAUGUUCAUUGGGAUGACAUUGCUGGUUUGGAUGAAGCUAAGAAAUUGCUCAAAGAAGCAGUGAUAUUGCCAUCAGUUAUGCCGAAUUUUUUUAAGGGCAUACGACGUCCUUGGCGAGGUGUAUGUAUGGUAGGUCCACCAGGAACCGGUAAAACUAUGCUUGCAAAAGCUGUUGCCACAGAAAGCCAAACAACAUUUUUUUGUGUGUCGUCCGCUACUCUAACUUCCAAAUAUCGUGGUGACUCUGAAAAGCUUGUGCAGUUACUUUUCAAAAUGGCUCGCUUUCAUUCCCCAUCAACUAUAUUUAUUGAUGAAAUUGACAGCUUAUGUAGCAGAAGAGGUGCUGAUAGCGAACACGAAGCUUCACGCCGUGUUAAGUCGGAACUUUUAACUCAAAUGGAUGGUUGCUCACCUGAUAUCUCUCGAGUUCUUGUGUUGGCUGCUACGAAUUUUCCAUGGGAUCUGGAUGAGGCACUGAGAAGACGUCUUGAAAAACGAAUAUAUAUUCCACUGCCAGAUAAGACUAAUAGGCAUCAGUUGUUGAGGCUUUCCUUAGCUGAAGUUUCCAUCAGUGAUGAAGUUGAUUUAGAAGCAGUUGCUGACUUACUUGAUGGUUAUUCUGGAGCAGAUAUUACAAAUGUCUGUCGUGAAGCAGCAAUGAUGAGUAUGCGUGUUCGUAUUGCUAACCUCACAGCAGAAGAAAUUAAAGCAUUGACACAGGAGGAGGUUGAUUUACCAAUCACGUCUAAUGAUUUUUUACAAGCUAUACAGAACACGUCACCAUCUGUAUCUUAUGCUGAUGUACAGAAAUAUGAAAAAUGGAUAAAUGAUUUUGGAUCAGCUCAGUCAAGUUCAAAAUUAGUAAUAAACAGGAAACGUCAAGAAGGGAAUCCAAUUCUCAAAUAUUUGCGUAAUGUACCAUUUGAGUGGGCGGAAAUAAAGGCUGAUUUUGAAGCCGGCAAAGAAAUGGGUAUCUUGUAUUUAAGUCUAAAAUGGCAUAAACUGCAGCCAGAAUAUAUCGAAACACGUAUGAAUAGUGAUGGCGCUGGCUAUGCUAUUAAGGUCUUAUUAGUCCUCGUGAACGUGGAUCCUCGUCAUAUUUUACGUGAACUAAAUCUUUUUUGUUAUCGAACUGGUUGGACACUCAUACUUUGCUAUUCCGCUGAAGAAGCAGCUGAGUAUUUGGAAAAUUUGCAUAUAUCGAGGAACAAAAAUGAACAAAGUGCAGUUAGUGCUAUGCAGGAGCGGAAAAAUAAAAGACUUGGCUUACAAAGUGAUAAUGACGCUGAAUUCAAUCAGGCCGUAAAAUUUCUAACUGUUAUUCGAUCACUGACAACGUCCGACGCGCAUCGUUUAAUUGCUACUUUUGGAAGCAUUCAAAAAAUAGCUAAUGCAGAUGUUGAUAGGUUGCUGUUAUGUCCCGAAGCAAUGAGUGAUAUACCAGAAAAUGCCAAUGAAAAUUGUCCAGGUGCAAGUUCUGAAGAAGCUGGGAAGGUUUGUUUUGUGCUCAAUGGCUUCUUGCCUAUUGGCAAAGAUCAAGGUGUAGAUUCGUGCAAAGGGUGCCCGAAUCAGGCUUUGUGUGCAUCUGGGGAAGCGAGGAAAGUGGAUCCAGACCUUCAAGAAAUAGCAAAUCGCUUACAGAGUGUGAAGCAUAAAAUUCUGAUACUUUCUGGUAAAGGCGGUGUUGGGAAAAGUUCUUUGGCUACAAAUUUAGCAAGGGCAUUGGCAGCAGAUGACACAGUGCAAGUUGGAUUAUUGGAUGUGGAUAUUUGUGGACCAUCGCAAGCUCGAAUGCUGGGUGUUGAAAAUGAAAGUGUACAUGAAAGUGGUGAUGGUUGGUGUCCAAUACUUGUGAAGGAUAAUAUGGUAGUAAUGAGCAUUGCAUUUCUUUUGCCAAGCAGAAGUGAAGCGGUAAUUUGGCGCGGAGCACGCAAAAAUGCAUUGAUAAAACAAUUUUUAAAAGAUGUGGAUUGGGGAAGUCUAGAUUAUUUAUUAAUUGACACACCGCCCGGAACAUCAGAUGAGCAUAUUUCUAUUGUUCAGUUUCUUCUACAAGCUGGUUCAGUAGACGGUGCUGUCGUUGUAACCACACCACAAGAACUGUCGUUACUAGACGUUCGUAAAGAAAUAAAUUUUUGUCGAAAAACAAAAAUUAAUGUAAUUGGAGUUGUGGAAAAUAUGUCUUCAUUUACGUGCCCUUGUUGUUCCAAUGUUUCUCAACUGUUCCCUAAUACGACUGGUGGUGCGACAGCGAUGUGUAAUGAAUUAUCCGUCCCCUUACUUGCUUCAUUACCAUUUGAUGUUCAUUUCAUGAAACGAGUAGUAAUAACUGGUAUAGGUAUAGUUAGUCCAUUUGGGGUUGGAAGGCGAAUUUUGUUUGAUAAUUUGUUGGCAGGUAAUGUUGCAUUAGUUAAUGAUGAAAAACUUCAAACUAUUGUUGGUAAAGUACCAGAAAGUGGGGAAAAUAGCCUUGAUUUAACUUCAUGGACGCCUCGACAGUUGAAACAGAUGAGUAGAGGGAGUUUGCUCGCUGUAACUGCAGCAAAAGAAGCUAUAAAAGAUGCUGACUUGAGAGAAUGGCACAUGGAAGAAACAGGCGUUAAUAUUGGAAUGGGUAUUGCUGAUUUAGAAUUAAUUUAUGAAGUAGGUAAAUUGAUUGAGGAAGACAAAGGACGCCGGGUAACGCCAUUUUUUAUAUCUCGAGUAUUGACGAAUAUUCCUGCUGGUCACGUUAGCAUAAAAUUUGGUAUGCGUGGACCACAACUAAGUUCAUGUACUGCAUGUGCGACGGGUUUACAUGCUAUAGGAGAUUCAGCAACAUUCAUUAAGAUGGGUCGAGCGAAGCGAAUGCUUGCUGGUGCAACAGAAUCAUGCCUAAAUAAUAUAGCGGUAGUUGGAUUCAAACAAAUGAGAGCACUAACAAAAAAAUGUUCACGUCCUUUUGAUAGAAAACGUGAUGGAUUUGUAUUAAGUGAAGGUGCUGCUCUUGUGAUUUUAGAAGAAUUGGACGAAGCGCGUAAGCGAAAAGCAAACAUUUAUGCUGAAGUUUUAGGAUAUGGUACUGCUGGUGAUGCUUAUCAUCUAACAACUCCUACAGAAGAUGGUCGUGGUGCCUUUUUAAGUAUGCAACGAUGUUUAACUGACUCAUGCAUUGAUGCUCACAAUGUUACAUAUGUAAAUGCCCAUGCUACUUCCACACUACUUGGAGAUUAUUCUGAAGCUCGAGCUAUUGCGCGUCUUCUUCCUGGUACUUCAGUUUCUUCAAUUAAAGGCCAUAUAGGGCAUACCUUAGCUGCAGCUGGUGCUAUUGAGACAGCCGUAGUAGCUAUUUGUGUCAAGGAAGGCAAAUUAGUGGGAAACGCUGGUUUGGAACAAACAGAAAUUGAUGAAAAUUUGUAUUUUCUAAGAAAAUCAAAGAGGUGGCAAGGAUGUAAAGUAGCUUUGGUGAACUCUUUUGGUUUUGGAGGACCGCAUGCUACUUUAUGCUUAGCAAAAGUGGAAAGUUCUUGA